GAGGACGCCACUUAAAUGUAAACAUAUUUGAGGUUAAGUCUCAUUGUUGAGAAUCUAUUACACGUGCUUUAGAUUUUAAAUAACAUAAUAAAGUGAAUUUGAUAAAGAUAUUUAAAGAACUUAAACUUAAAGUAAAUAGUUUAAAUAUAUAGAAACAAAAUGGCAAAAUCAUUGCGUAGUAAAUGGAGGAGAAAGUGUAGAGCAAUCAAAAGGGUGCGUUAUGGAGCAAAAGAAUUAGAAAGAUUAAAAAAGACAUUAGGUAUUGAUGAGAAUGGAUCACAGGACGUUGAAAUGAGUGAAAUGUCAAAAAUUGCUACAGUUGUUGAUGCUAAAACAAUAAAAGAAAAUGAACACGCGAAAGAAGAUGAACAAGCAAAAGAAAAUGAACAAGCAAAAGAAGAUGAUCAAGCAAAAGAAAAUAAUCAAGCUAAUGAUAACACUGAAACAAAUGGUGAGACAAUGGAUGUAGACAUCGAUGGAAGACUAUAUAAUAAAAGAACAAUGAGAGAUCAGUAUGGUAAUUAUCCUGUAUGGAUGAAUAAACGAAAAAUUGCAAAACACAAGAAGGGUAGAGCAAAAUCACAAAAAGGAAACUUUAAGCCACAUAAAAGAUUAACUAGGAGGCAGAAAAAAGGAAUGAAGCAAAAGUAGAUUAGAUCUAUGUAAAAUUAGUAGCACUAAUGCUAUUCCUUCUUUGUAUUUGUAACAAAAAUAAAUUCUAUUAUA
Messenger RNA from Frieseomelitta varia, 726 nucleotides. RefSeq names its product protein LLP homolog. The transcript has 3 exons. Gene Ontology annotation, cellular component: nucleolus. Gene Ontology annotation, biological process: dendrite extension. The coding region runs from base 160 to 651 and encodes 163 amino acids. Gene Ontology annotation, molecular function: RNA binding. Lineage: Eukaryota; Metazoa; Arthropoda; Insecta; Hymenoptera; Apidae. The record is from RefSeq and is a predicted model, not a curated record.